AAUAAACCGUCGAAGAAGACUUUAUUAUUCAUAUCUUCUUCCUCGUUAGUAAACAAACAUGGAAGGGAGCCAAACAUUUUGCUGCACUGUGCUGGAUAAAAAGAGCCAGAGUAAAUUCAUCUGCUACACCAAGAGAAAAACCGGAGUGUGUCACAUUGGUUUGACAGAUGCUGCUGAUGUUUGGAGCUCAGAGUUGACUGCAGACACUCUGGAGCAGUUUAGAAAGAGGUUUGCCCUGACGUCUACAGAUGAUUUCAUACUCAAACUCAGGUCGGCCUGUGGUAGUGGUGACGUGUCUGUUGUGGUCCACGACUCGAGUGCAGACCUCCAUGUGGGCUCCAGUUCAACUGGCCUCAGGAUGACCCUGAACAGGCUGGAGGGUCCUCAGGCCCGAGAGGAGCUGAAGGAGCUGCUGUUCAAGUUGGCCGACAGCCUCGUGCAGAGCGACAGUAAAUGUGGGUCUCCGUCAGUCAGUCCAGUGAAAAAUCCUCAGAGGAGACACACAGAGUUUGAGCCGAGGCAGCAGAACGGAGCUCCGUCAGUGACACUGAAGAAACGACUUCCAGGAGCUUCACUCGUCAACCCAGGAACCAAAAAAAAGCUGCGAGCGACCGGCGUGGCCUUCGAUGAAGCAGAUGAAGACUGAACCUUCAGAUUCCUCCUCC
Messenger RNA from Labrus mixtus (cuckoo wrasse), 665 nucleotides. RefSeq names its product PAXX non-homologous end joining factor (gene paxx). Gene Ontology annotation, cellular component: site of double-strand break; nucleus; nonhomologous end joining complex. The record is from RefSeq and is a predicted model, not a curated record. Gene Ontology annotation, biological process: double-strand break repair via nonhomologous end joining. Gene Ontology annotation, molecular function: molecular adaptor activity. Lineage: Eukaryota; Metazoa; Chordata; Actinopteri; Labriformes; Labridae. The transcript has 7 exons. The coding region runs from base 59 to 646 and encodes 195 amino acids.